This is a messenger RNA of Ogataea angusta, 363 nucleotides long. RefSeq lists its product as uncharacterized. Gene Ontology annotation, biological process: regulation of DNA-templated transcription; protein folding. Bases 1 to 363 code for a protein of 120 amino acids. The record is from RefSeq and is a predicted model, not a curated record. The transcript has 2 exons. Gene Ontology annotation, cellular component: cytoplasm; prefoldin complex. NCBI's taxonomy places the organism in Eukaryota, Fungi, Ascomycota, Pichiomycetes, Pichiales, Pichiaceae.
AUGAGCCAGAAGAAAACUUCUUACCAAGCUUUGAAAACAGCACAGGCUAAAUACCAGGACUGUGGAGAUAAUGUGCAACGGAUCAAUGCAAACGAUAAGAAGGAACUGCUUGUACCUCUAACAUCAUCACUUUACGUUCCUGGAAAAGUGAAAGAUAACGAUAAAUUUCUAAUUGAUGUUGGUACUGGCUACUAUAUCGAGAAAACCACUGAACAAGCUCUGACUUUUUUCCAAAACAGAUUGACCAAGUUGACGGAAGAUGCCAAAAAACUAUCACAGCUAAUCAAUGAGAAGCUCCAGGCCUUGGAACGGGUGGAUAGCAUACUUAGAACGAAAAUCAUGGAAAGAGAGAAGAAGCAAUAA